CAAAUAUUUUCACUACCUCAAUAAUAUCAAUAAUUUUAUUUGUAUCUAAUAAAUAUUUAACUAUUGUUUUUUCCAUAAAGUAUAAGUAUAAAUGUAUAAUAUAACCUAAUAUGUUCAUUCAAUUAUGUAUAAACUACGGAAUGUAAUUGAUCAUUGAUGCAAAAAAACUUUUUAUCCGUGAUUACAAUUACCGAUUUUUAAUAAUAUCAAUUGAAUUGGCGGGUAAUACAUUUUAGUGUCGUUCUUGUUGGGCCCAUACCAUAAUAAUAUACCACUUAAAACCUUUUUAUCUUUAAUUUGCCCGGACUACUAGCAUUCGUAGCUGCUAGAACUGUUUACAAUGUUGGAACGUCUGAUAGGAGUCGUUGAGAAUCCUGAUCUUUUUAGCCGUGGUCUGACCGGAAGUGUCGGACGAUGUGCUAAUGACUAAUGGUAAACUAUCGCAUGUGUUAUCUCUGUCUUACAAGUGCGUAACAUGGCAAAUUUUAAGCUCGGCAGAACACGUUUACCUUUGUUAAUUUAAAAAAUAGAGUAAAAAAUACAUCUUAUAAAAUCCAAAGACCAAAACUCAAGACCAUGAAUUAAUGUUACUUGUUAAAUCUCAAAUGUGCUGAAUUUCUGUGAUAUGGACAUAUUGUACUAUAACAUUGUUGUGUAAUAAAAUAAAUAAAUAAUGCACUAAUGCAGUAUUAAUUAUUAUAACAACAGCCGUGAUUAAUAUAUAUUAUUCAACAUUCAAUACCCAUAAUAGAUAAAUAAAAAUAUUAUAUUAGAUAUAGUUGUAUAGAAGAGAAAAUAAUACUUGAGUUUAUGACGAAAUUACGAACACAAUUACAACUUACAAGAUUAUUAUAAAUUAAGAAACCGAUUUAAACAAAUCAGAAUGUUGUUAACGUGUUCAAAAUAAAAACUAUAAUACCACAUUACUAUCUGCUACAGACAAAUCAAAUGAUUUUUUAGCUCAAAGACAGAAUAAAAACAGACCUGGCGGCAGACGAAAACACGUUGUUGUUCGCACAUCUAUCCCCACUACGGCUGCCACCACAAAUAUUCACUAUUACCGAAUAAUUAACUAAUCGGCUACCAGGUGGUCUGGCAGCGCCAAGCUCAGUUGCGAUGCGGUUUGGUUUUAUUCUGAAUAGAAAGUAUUAACUAAAAUGAAUUGUCGACCGUUCAAGUUGAUAACAUUUGAUAUAACUGGAACUUUAUUAAAAUAUCGAAGUUCCCCAGCUAUAGAAUACUCGAAUAUAUUAAAUAAAUAUGGCAUAGAAGUAAAAUUAUCAACUCUUGAGAACUUGAUUAAUAAAAAUUGGACUUUCAUGACAAAAGCACAUCCAAAUUUUGGCCUUUAUACUGGCCUUGAAUGGGAAAACUAUUGGAGAAUAUAUGCACAAAAUGUUUUUAGCAAAGCAUUUCAGAUAGAAAAUAUCACUGACAAUGUACCUCUGACAGAUAUAAUUGACGAAUUGAUGAUGACGUAUAGUACCGGAGAAACAUUUAAAGUACAAAAUGGAGCUAUUGAGUUAUUGGAGUAUUUGAAAAAAGAACAAGUACCAUUGGGAGUUUUGUCUAAUUAUGACCCAAGAAUUAAAUCUAUGAUAAAAAAUCUGGGUCUCUCUCACUAUUUUAAAUUUAUUUUGUCAUCUUAUGAAGUGAGGUCUGAGAAGCCUGAUAUUAAAAUAUUUAGAAAAGCAGAAUCAUUCAUUGAAAAGGGUUUAAAUCGUGAGUUAUUUUUGCAUGUUGGUGACUCAUAUUUGUUGGACUUUAAAGGUGCAAAAAAUGCUGGGUGGUCUGCAUGUUUAGUUCAUACAAAUAAAAAUAUAAUUGAACAGUAUCCAUGUGUGAGCGGUUGUAUAUUUGAUGAUUUUACAGCUUUAAAAAGGUUUUUAGUGACAUGCAAUGCAAAAAAAAUGUAUUCUGAACAAUAGAUAAUAUUUUAAACAUUAAUUGUAUCCUUUCAAUUAUGUUAGAACUAUGUUUUUUUAUCGGUUAAGUUUUUUUUUUAGUAAAUUUUAAAAUUUUAGUUGGGUACUUAUUUGUGACUAUUUUUUUGUAUUAAUUGUUAAAGAAUAUUUCUUCUUAAAUAAUUAUGAACUGUAUAGAAUAAAUGUAUUUAAACCUUUUGUAUCUUAACCUAUUCAUUUAUCAAACAUUUUUAGAUUAUAUAAAUGUGGGAGUAAAAUUUUUUUUUAGCUUUUAUAGUUGUUAUACGUUGUGAUAAUAUUGAUAUUUCUCUAUAUAAUAUUGUUCCCUGAUUUUUUUUCUUCAACAAUUAUUGCUUUCGUCUUAUUGUAAUCGACUAAACUAUAAUAAGUAAAUUGUAUUACCAAUGUAUAUAUGAAUAUAUUUUUAAUACAAUUAUGUUACCUACCUAGUUAACUAAUUUUAAAAAUAAUAUGUUUUAUAUUUUUUGUUAUUCCAAUUUGUAUAUUUUAUUAAAUAUUCAAAUGUAUACCUAACUAAGUUGUAUAAUUAAAUAUAUUUGUAAUUGAACAAAAAAUAAAAACAUUGUUUUUAAACUCCAGUAUAGAAAUUUCAUAUUCUAAAAUCUCUUUAUUGUAAUCAUUUUAUUUUUACAAAUUGUUUACACAUAUUAUGCAUUUUGUAUAUAUAUUUUUUUAAAUUUAACUGUAUAUAUAUGUAAUAAAUUUGUUUUCUAUUAAAAAUAAUACAUCAGAACACUGAUGAAUACUAAUUACUAAAACUCAACAAUAUAUAUCUACAAAUUUAGAAUUAAAUUUUUUGAUAGUUAGUACUUGACUUUUUACCAUUUUUCAUAACAAUUACAAAAAAAAUCAACGAGGGUCUUGGUUUUGAUAUAACUAUUUAGUCUUUUUAAUCCAACAAAUGUAGCUAUUAUUAUUAUUAUUAUAUUAUUCUGUAGGCCUAACACAUAAUAAAUUAUUAUUAUUAAAUUAUUCUAAAAUAAUAUUGCAAAAUUGACUAUAAUAAUAUAUAUUUUGCAUAUUUUUAAUACAAAUGCUGGAGAAUAAAAAAAAGUGUAAUAAGUUUUCUUUGGGAAAAACAUUGUAAGUUCCUUGUCCUUAACAUUUAACAAUAGUACGAUUUCUCAGUCAUCAUGAGCUUUGUUUAAAAUUUUGUUUGUAAUUUACAAAAAAUUAUUUAAUUUCUAGUUUAUGUACAAAUGAACAAAAUGUAUAAUUUUUCAAUAAAAACGAUAACAAUAUUUACAAAGAACACUUAUUCGUUUACAAUAAAUAUGG
Molecule: messenger RNA, 3224 nt
Organism: Metopolophium dirhodum (rose-grain aphid)
Lineage: Eukaryota; Metazoa; Arthropoda; Insecta; Hemiptera; Aphididae
Product: rhythmically expressed gene 2 protein-like
Exons: 5
Coding region: 1158-1928 (256 amino acids)
Source: RefSeq, a predicted model, not a curated record